Molecule: messenger RNA, 2818 nt
Organism: Tyto alba (common barn owl)
Lineage: Eukaryota; Metazoa; Chordata; Aves; Strigiformes; Tytonidae
Gene: KLHL35
Product: kelch like family member 35
Exons: 7
Coding region: 137-1897 (586 amino acids)
Molecular function (GO): protein binding
Source: RefSeq, a predicted model, not a curated record
UUGCUGCAGAAGGGCUGAGUGUGCUUUGCGGAGGGGACCUGUCUCUGUGCAGAGCCCCAGCGUGGAUGGGAGCUCUCCAAGAGGGAAGUUGAGUCUUUGCUAGGUCCCACCUGGACAACACAACCUGUGGGCCAGCAUGCAUCGAAUGAUGAAAGAAGAAUCGAGUUUCAGGACAAGCAGCCUGGAAAAUGUGACGCGGGACCCAAGCAAAGAAAAGCUUCACAUGAAGCUCUGCAGUGGGUCCUGCCACGCUGAACAAAUCCUCCAGACACUGAACUCCUACCGACAGAGCGGCACCUUCACGGAUGUGGUGCUUCUCAUUGAUGGACAAGAAUUCCCCUGUCACCGUGCCACUUUGUCAGCCAACAGCACCUAUUUCCGAGCCAUGUUUGGUGGUGAUCUCAAGGAAGGCCACCAGGAUAUCAUUAAUAUCCAGAAGAUAUCUGCUUCUACUAUGUCUCUCCUUCUUGAUUAUAUGUAUGGGGGGAACAUCAUCAUUCAGGAGGACAAUGUUGAAGGCAUCUUGGAACUGUCUGACUUGCUGCAGAUCUCCAAGCUCAGAGAUGCUUGUGUCACCUUCCUUGAAGGCCAGCUUCACCCAUGCAAUUGUUUGGGCAUCAUGAAAUUUGCUGAUUCAUUUUCCAUUGCAUCUCUGACAGAAAAGAGCAAGAGGUUCAUGCUGGAGUGUUUUGUGGAAGUGUCAUGUCAUGAAGAGUUCCUGGAGAUGGGUGUGAAAGAGCUGAUUGAGUAUCUGUCUGAUGAGCAACUGGUGGUCCCCAAGGAGGAAGUGGUCUUUGAAGCAGUCAUGCGCUGGGUACGGCAUGACGUACCUGCCAGGAAGGGAGCCUUGAAGGAUCUUCUUGAGCAUGUCCGUCUGCCCCUGCUUGACCCCACCUACUUCCUGGAGAAGGUGGAAAUGGAUGGACUCAUCCAGGACUCAAAGGAGUGCAUUCCUCUACUGCAUGAGGCCCGCAAGUAUUACAUCCUUGGGAACGAGGUCAGCUCUUUGCGAUCAAGGCCUAGAAGGUUCAUGGAGCUGGCAGAAGUCAUCAUUGUCAUUGGGGGCUGUGAUAAGAAGGGUCUUCUGAAGCUGCCCUUCACAGACCUCUACCAUCCAAAGAGCAGGCAGUGGACAGCCCUCUCCAGCGUGCCUGGCUACACCAAGUCAGAGUUUGCUGCCUGCACACUGAAGAAUGAUGUGUACAUAUCAGGAGGACACAUCAGCAGCAACGAUGUUUGGGUGCUGAGCUCCCAGCUUAACGUCUGGAUCAAAGUUGCUUGUCUGCAGAAGGGCAGAUGGAGGCACAAAAUGGCAACACUUCAGGGCAAGAUCUAUGCUGUGGGAGGCUUUGAUGGUUUUUACCGCCUCUCCAGUGUGGAGUGCUAUGACACCUUCUCCAACAGCUGGUCAACCUUGGCCCCGCUGCCUCAAGCCGUGAGCUCAGCAGCUGUGGUCUCCUGCCUGAACAAGCUCUACGUUCUGGGAGGGGCUGUGGAUGACACCGCUAACACUGACAAGGUCCAGUGUUAUGAUCCAGAGGACAACAAGUGGACACUCUUGUCUCCCACCCCUUUUUACCAGAGGUGCAUCAGUGCUGUCUGCUUGGACAACAUCAUUUAUGUUGUAGGUGGACUCCUCAGUAAAAUCUUCAGCUAUGAUCCAAGGAAAGACAACUGGCGAGAAGUGGCCACCCUCCCUGGGCCUCUGGAGAGCUGUGGCCUGACAGUGUGCGGAGGGAAGAUUUACAUCCUGGGUGGCCGAGAUGAGAACGGGGAAGGCACGGACAAAGCGUUCACAUUCGACCCGGUAAUGGGGAGUGUGGAGCAGCAGCCGCCGCUGCAACGCUGUACCAGUUAUCACGGCUGUGUGACCAUCCUGCAGCGCAUGAACAGAUGACCACGGGGCUCCAACUGCAUCCAAAUCCCACCCAGAGCCUUCCCUUGAGACAGUGCCCACUCAGCACGUGGACAAACAUCUCACCUUUUUGUGGGGAAGGGCAAUACAAGCGCUGAAGAUGAUGUGCUCCAGCCUCUGUCUUCUUUUUCCUGGCCUGAUGAUACCAAUGGCUUUGAUGCUGGUCUAGGUGAGAGGAGGAAAGGGUGCUGGGCUGUGUGAAGCUGCAUUGCAGACCUUGGCACAGUAGGAUUCAAGUAUCAUUGCAGCCCCUGGAACUGAAUUUGACCUGUACUUAGGUUUUUCUGGCUGUAGAUUACAGUUUUCUGUCGUGUUGGCAACAGAGGUUCGUUGUCCUGCAGGGACAUGCAUUUGCCGCUUUCUGACAACCAAAACUGUUGCAGUAACAAUUACAGAUACAGGAUCCAGUUCUUUAGCUAAAGCUAUCAGAUAUUUGUGCAUUUAGCUCUGCAGAACCCUGUGUCAAACCAUGGUGGUGGCCUAAAUGGUCAUUAAUGUCCACAGACAGUUAGUCCUAUUACAGUGGAGAGCUGAGAUUGAGAUCAAAACUGAUAUUCUAAGAAAAAUUCUCCACUAAAUCCCCAAAAUCCUGGUUAAACAGUCCAAGCUCUGAUUCCAUUCUGCAUGUGCUGUACAAGGGUCUAUUCCCCUAAAGCACAGAGUGCUAUCUCCUUUUAUACAUGUUUUGUGGUUGGACUGCUGUCUCACCGUCUCUGUCAUUGAGAGGACAAGUGAAUCGUGUAGCCAAGAGUUCCUCUUUCAGAAAGCAGAGGUAGGGGGAAUAUUAAUACGUAGGAGUUAAGCAUGAAGACCUGAAGCAUGGUAGCCAGAGUCACACUUGGUUCAUUUUUGCUCUGUAGUAUGCUAGCAAGUAUUAAAAUAAACUUAAUAUUUAACAGAUUA